UUUGGUAGUUUCAUCCCAUCUCUUCCAAAUCUCCUACAUAAUUUCUGUCUCUACUUACGAUCACUUUUCACUUCCCUCCCCCACCACCUCCCUCAUCGUUGCUUCUUUUGCAUUAUUAAAACUUCCUCACUUUUCAGUUUCUUUCAUUUUUCCUCAACAAAAUUCUCUCUCAACUCUCAUUUUCCUCCACCAAUCUCUUCUUUCACGCAUUCCGGUUUGUUGAUUUCUUUAAUCUCCACUUCUUCAGGCCUUCCGUAACGAAUGUCGCCCCCAAUCCUCUCCUUAGCUCUCCCGUCCCCCACUGGUCGAGUUCUCAGUAUUCAGUCCCACACUGUUCAGGGAUACGUUGGGAAUAAAUCAGCUGUUUUCCCUCUCCAACUAUUGGGCUAUGAUGUAGAUCCAAUAAAUUCCGUGCAGUUCUCAAACCACACAGGGUAUCCGACUUUUAAGGGCCAAGUUUUGAAUGGAAGACAAUUAUGGGACUUAAUUGAAGGCCUUGAAGAAAAUGAAUUGUUGUACUAUACUCAUUUGUUAACAGGAUAUAUUGGUUCUGUUUCUUUCCUCAACACAGUGUUGGAAGUUGUCGAUAAGCUUCGCUUGGUGAACCCUAAGCUAACAUAUGUAUGUGAUCCAGUGAUGGGCGAUGAAGGGAAGCUUUAUGUUCCUGAAGAACUAGUAUCUGUAUACCGAGAGAAGGUAAUACCGGUGGCUUCAGUGUUGACUCCUAAUCAAUUUGAAGCUGAACAACUGACUGGGUUAAGGAUCCAAUCUGAAGGAGAUGGUAGGGAAGCUUGUAACAUUCUUCAUGCUGCAGGACCUUCAAAGGUUGUGAUUACGAGUAUAAAUAUGAACGGUGAACUCCUUCUCAUUGGCAGUCAUCAGAAGAAUGAGGGCCAGGCUCCUGAACAAUUUAAGAUCAUGAUUCCCAAGAUUCCAGCAUAUUUCACGGGAACUGGAGAUCUUACGACCGCACUUAUUCUUGGUUGGAGCAAUAAAUAUCCUGAACGCCUUGAUUUGGCAGCAGAGCUUGCAGUAUCAAGCUUGCAGGCAGUUCUACACCGAACAAUGAAUGAUUACAAAAGUGCAGGACAUGAUCCUCAAUCCAGUAGUUUGGAGAUUCGAUUGAUUCAAAGCCAAGAUGAGAUUCGUAACCCAAAAGUUGAAUUCAAAGCCCAAAGAUACGAUUGAAUUUGAUGUUUCUUUUGCAAUACCUUUCUAUAGGUAUAUUUGAUUCAAAUGACUUUAAAUUUCCUUAUUUCAGUUUGUUGGCCCACAAAAGUAAUAAUUUCAGCAUUAAUUCUGCUCAAAACCUGACUUAAAAGACCCCUUGGGGAUUAAGGUUGAAAAUUAUACAUUUUUAGGUUUAUAGAUAUUACCAUGUAUGACACAUUCACAAUAAUAUCUUUUGAUUGUUUAUAUAUAUAAUUUUAGUCCUCUUUUUAGUUUUAA
Molecule: messenger RNA, 1449 nt
Organism: Cucumis sativus (cucumber)
Lineage: Eukaryota; Viridiplantae; Streptophyta; Magnoliopsida; Cucurbitales; Cucurbitaceae
Product: pyridoxal kinase
Exons: 12
Coding region: 262-1188 (308 amino acids)
Biological process (GO): pyridoxal 5'-phosphate salvage
Cellular component (GO): cytosol
Molecular function (GO): pyridoxal kinase activity
Source: RefSeq, a predicted model, not a curated record